This is a messenger RNA of Paramormyrops kingsleyae, 1404 nucleotides long. The record is from RefSeq and is a predicted model, not a curated record. Lineage: Eukaryota; Metazoa; Chordata; Actinopteri; Osteoglossiformes; Mormyridae.
GCAGUUUGCGGACAAAAAGCGCGCAACCAAUGAAAAAAUACUUUUGAAGUCUGUUUCUAAAAUGUUAACCAAUGCUCGUCCUCCUUUAAUUUACAUACUGUAAGAUACACCAAUCGGUAUAUAGAGAAGAAAGCCAUAUAUCACCGAAUUGUCCAAUGAUCGGCGGGGAGGCAGAGUUUGAGGUCUGCAUAUUAUUAACAUGUUAUUAUUGGAGGUGUUUAGAUAUUGAUCCUGUAUUUCGUGUUAGUUACAAACUCGCGUCUUGGACAACCAGUUAAUACAGAACUAUAGAUACGUACAACAGGAAAACCGAAGAAAAUGCCGAAAAGAAAGUCUCCAGAGGGUGCUGAAGGCAAAGAUUCUACUAAAGUGAUCAAGCAGGAGCCCACGAGAAGAUCUCAGAGGCUGUCUGAGAAACCGGCUCCACCCAAACCUGAGGCAAAGCCCAAGAAGCCAGCCGCUAAGAAACCAGCAGACGACAAGGCUGCGAAGGGCAAGAAAGGAGGGAAGGGGAAGAAGGAGGUGAAGCCGGAGGACUUGCCGGCGGAGAAUGGGGAGGCCAAGACCGACGAGCGUGUGCGCCUCUCGGAGUGCGGGCCCCGCCUCGCUGUGGGUCAGAGGGCAGAGUGAGGCAGUGAGAGUGAAGGGAAACUGAGGCUGCCGAACCAACCGCAGAGGGGAAGGAAUGAGCAAAAAAGCAUCUUACAUGAACUUUUAGUUGAUUUUAUGCACCUCUUGUACAAUGGGAAAGAAGGAUAUUUUUUAUCGAGUUUUUUGUAAAUGCUAAUUUUUUUAGACCUGUGGUAGUGUGAGUAACCUGUACACUCUGUUCAUCUUUUUGUUGAACACCCCCCCCCCCUCCCAGAACUAGUGAAUCUGGUCACCUGGCCAUACUUUCCACUCAACCCCACUCCAGAAAAAUAAAUAAAUAAAUGACUUUGAGGGGGGGGGAACACAGCAGAGCACAUAGGAACUUGCCCUAGGUUAGCAUGACCGGGACCCUGGGGGGGGGGUCUCUUAACACCAGCUGCUCUUCCCACCGUCAGCCUAACUGCUGCCUUCUAAUAUCCGAGGACGCAUGACGGCACGGCAUCUCCCGCCCGGGGUGUCUAAGCUCACCCAGAAGCCCACACCCAUUUUGAUACACCUGACUGGGAUUUCCGUUGAUACUCCGCUGCCGCUUUAGUUUCAGUCGGCUGUCCCACGUAGAGCUUUGGCGGGACGCCUGUUUCACUCCCUUUUUCUUAUUAUGACGGAUAUUUUAAUCUCAGCAAUAAUGAGUGGUGCUUUUACUAGAAGGUUCUGUGCAGCGCAGGUAGUCGUGAUCAUUUGCCGCCUGUUUGGGAUUUAUUCUGUGGAGCUGUUUUAAAAUAAAAAGGAAACUAGUCUUGUGUACCGAGUGAA